Messenger RNA from Naegleria gruberi, 471 nucleotides. RefSeq lists its product as uncharacterized. The transcript has a single exon. Lineage: Eukaryota; Heterolobosea; Eutetramitea; Acrasida; Naegleriidae. The record is from RefSeq and is a predicted model, not a curated record. The coding region runs from base 1 to 471 and encodes 156 amino acids.
AUGCAAGCCCUCAUUCCUUUCGAUAGAUCUGCAAAGCAAUUUACCAGCGAAUUUCCUUCCCAGUUUUCAAGCAUUCUCGCUCCAGAGACCUUCGACUCACACUUGGAACAAAUUAAUAAGUGUGCCAUAAAACAUGUUGGGCCAAUUACAAUUCAAACAAUAUCGGUUUCCACCCUCGUGACAAUUAAUUCUCUCGCUUUGAUGGCUGCUGUUAGUGGUUUUUCUACCUUGAAGAAGUAUGAUACUUCACAACCAAUUUUGGUCGGUUCUCUAUUGGCAAUAGGUAUUUCCUUGCUUUUAAUUGCUCACUCUAUUGCUCUCAUUUUAAUGUCAAUUAAAUAUAAACAAGAAUUGAGAAGUGUUUUACAGAGAUUAUCUCAAGAGUCUGAUGUUACUUAUGUAUUAGAGAAUUCAUGGUUUUCCCAAAAGAUUAGAAUGGAAGGAAAUCAAUAUUCAGCUCAUGAAGUUUAG